Molecule: messenger RNA, 1647 nt
Organism: Fonsecaea multimorphosa CBS 102226
Lineage: Eukaryota; Fungi; Ascomycota; Eurotiomycetes; Chaetothyriales; Herpotrichiellaceae
Exons: 3
Coding region: 1-1647 (548 amino acids)
Biological process (GO): regulatory ncRNA-mediated gene silencing
Cellular component (GO): ARC complex
Source: RefSeq, a predicted model, not a curated record
AUGUCCCAGACCCAAGAAUCACCCGAGCAAAGUGACAUGUCAGCACAGGAUUCUAAGCCAGUGGUCAACGAAGCUGAUCUCAAAACCACCGCUGCUAUGAACAACUCCGAGACGACAGAACUUCCGCUAAGGCCGAAAACGAACACCACCGCGUCCACUGAGACUCGUGAUUCAGCUCAACCCACUCAGCAGCCCGUGGCAGGCGAAGGGGACGAGAAUGGUGGUGACCAAGAAGACCAAGACGGUCAUGACUACGGCGAAGUGACCAAUGUUCCCCCAGCCGAGAUGAAAAAGAAGAAGAAAAAGAAAAGGAGCAAGCCAGCGAGUAAACGCGGGCCGACCAAACCCACUGGGUUUGAGGACUACUUCGCAGACCCUCCCUUGACACCAGAAGAGCAUGCUGAGGAGCAAGAAAUCUAUCAUCCCGGUCUUCCCUUCGUGGACAGAAUCACUACAGCCAUAGCACGCUUCGAAAGAACCCGGAAACUCGCUCCCGAGCGUAGUGAUGUCCUGUACAAAUAUCUCAUCUACGGCGGCUUGGCAAGAACCAACAAUGUCGGCCAAGGAGGCCUCGACACCGAAGGCAUGGACAAGACCCAGGCCGCACUUGCACUCUCCCAGGUUUGGAUCAGUGAGGACAAGCGAGACCUGGGCACUGAGACCAGUGUCUAUGCGGUCGACUUCCUCGGCUGUGUCAAGGGUUUCUUGAGCCGUCGCGUGAAGAACUGUCUUGGUCUCGACACCGAGGACGAGGUCAAUAUGAUCUGCACCACCCUGGAGAGAUUUCUGGACUACCUCCUCCAGCACGACGUCUGUCCCGAAUACCACGAGGACGUGCUCGCCGCACGCGCGCUGUGCCGCAAGGCCGCCCCCGAGCUCUGGGACAUGUACGAAGCGACGCGCCGCCUGCCGGGCGAGUUCAACAUUGCAUGCUCGAGCAUCUUCGACGGCAGCUACUCGCGCGACUACGACGGAGAAACAUGGUGGGGUGAUCCAAACACCGACGGACCCGUCUUCGUGGGGUUGAAGCCUGAAGAAGCACAGCAGAUCGUCAAGUUCGGCGUAGCAGGUGCCGCUGCCGAGGAGAUCUAUGCCGCAUUUCUCUCGGGAGUGCAGGGCACCAGUCCCAAAAUGUUGGAGGUCGUCGACACGCACGAACGCACGGGUUUUGAAAUCACCCGCUUGGAGCCUCCCACCAGGGAAUGCGAACGGAUCUACACAACGUACUCGCAGCACUUCCGCCCCGUAGGCCGCGUCUACGCCAAACCAUGGAAGAACCCGGACGCUGCCCCCGAAGACCUCACGCCGUCUGAACAGCAAGAGCAUGCAUUAUUAUCCACGUCGUCCAUCUCGUCGUCUGACCACCUGCAGGAUGGAGGGAUUGAAUACGUCUUCUUCAUCGAAGCAAUCCUCCAGUCCUGCCUGCGCGUCGGCACCAAAAUCGAAGCCACGGUGCGAACUUUGGGAUGCGGCAUCAUGUUCUUCGACGAGGUGCUGAAUGUGUACCCCACAUUCGACGAGUUUCUGGUCAACGAGUUGAUGGUGGGGUGGAAGUCGCCUAAGCCCGUCAAGGGCGCGUUGGACUAUGUUGCUGGGGAUUACAGUGAUGGCGGAGGAGAAGACGGCAGUGAUGGUGAUGGUGAUUGA